GUCAACAUUCCAGAAGACGACGCAAACCUCAUGCCCCGGCAACUUCCCAGCGGGGACCUUUCCCUCUCUUUCCUCAAGUGCAGACCAGAAGAUGAAGGGAAGUACGCCUGCACUGCAAGGAACAAGCACGGAGAGAAAACAACUGAGGCACCAUUCAAAGUGAUCCCUCGUGAAGCAAAGGACCAGCCCCACUGUGGCCCGUCUUUCAUCAAGCCCCUGCAGGACAUAAAAGCUGAGGAGGGCAACCCGCUCGUCCUGGAGGCCGAACUCGCUGGAAAUCCUCUGCCUCACGUCAAGUGGUUCAUGGACGACCAACCACUGUCCACUUCAUCCACCGUUUGUCCAGCGUUCGAUGGGAGAAAAGCGACUCUGAGCAUAGCCAGCUGCCACCCGAGUCGCCACGCCGGGGUCUACGAAUGCCGAGCCUCGAACGUCGUCGGUGACGUCUGCUCACGAGCACUUGUCUCCAUCGUGGGGAAAGAGGCGCCACGAUUCGUGGAGAAGUUGUCCGACAUGCAGUUCUCGACCAACAAGCCGAUGACGCUCUGUUGCCGAGUGACUGGCGUCCCGACCCCCGAAGUGGAGUGGUUCUUCCACCGCAGUCCCGUCUACCCGGGCGUCAAGUACCAAGUGAGCAGGGAGGGCGAGAAGUGUCUCCUCACCCUGCCCCACCCCAGGAUCAAGGACACGGGCACCUACGAGUGCAAGGCCAAAAAUGUCGCCGGGAAAGCCGAGACCUCGGCCUACGUCACUGUCACCUCAGCGGAGUUGGAGGGUGAAGCACCUAUGUUCCUGAAAAAGCUAAAAGACAUAAGCAUUCCGAAUGGCACCACAGCCAAACUGACCGCCUGCAUCUGCGGGUCACCGAAGCCAGAAGUCAAAUGGUUCAAGGAUGGCCAACAGCUGAGUGCCAACUCCCGAAUAAAAAUGGAAGCCGAAUCAAACGGGGUGGUACGUCUGUUGGUGGAACAGGCGAUGAAGCAAGACGUGGGGACUUACCGGCUGUCCAUCGCAAACCAAUUCGGAAGUGAAACUUGCACAACGACUUUAAAUGUUGAAGGAGAUGACAAGGUAAAGUCAGACGUUCCAAAAAGAGAAAUUCCAAAAGCAGCGGUUCAUGGUCCUCCAACUCCACUAGCUCAUGCCCCGUACAUCUUCAAGAUGUCUGACGACAGCAUUUCCUUGGGAUGGGGACCCUCCAUUUCUCGGGGUCCACAACCCCCACCCACGUAUCGUUUGGAAAUGUGUCAAAUACCAAAUGGACAGUGGACCACCUACAAAUCAGGAAUAAAGGACACUUCUUGUGACGUCAGAGAUCUCUUGCCAGGUACCGACUACCGCUUCCGGGUCCGCGUGGAAAACCGCUAUGGCACCAGUGAACCUUCGCCAUACGUCAGUGCGCACAGAUCUCGCCUGCUGCACAGACCCGCCACGCCAACAGAUCACACACCCAAAGACUAUGAUUUGGAGCACCUGAAACUGGACAAGUACGCUGCUGCCCCCCGCUUCUUGCGCCUGGAUGAAGACUCGGCUUACGCCGAACGCGGUCACCCGGCCCGCAUCGAAUUCUGGGUUUAUGGAUGCCCGCAGCCUAAGAUCACGUGGUUCUUCAACAACGAACAGGUGGACACCAGUCGUUACGACUUCUUGGAGGACAGGGGAGGACAGGUGAUCCUCUUCAUAACCCGGAUGAGGGAAGAGGACGUCGGCACCUACACCUGCAAAGCCGUCAACGAACACGGAGAGGCCCAGAGGAAAAUAGAGAUGAAAAUCGCCGAGAUGCCGAUAUUCACCAAGCGUCUGGAGCCCUGCACCACUCUCGCCCGCGGCAAGGCCGAGUUCCGAUGCAGGGCUAUUGGAACCCCCAAUCCCAAAAUCAGGUGGUUUAAGGACUGGCAGCCCCUCGCCGAGUCCUCUCGCUUCCACAUCCGGCAAGAAGAGCCGGACGUGUGCGUCCUCACCCUGUCUGACGCCAUUCUGAGGGAUGGCGGCCUCUACACUUGCACCGCUGCCAACGUGGCGGGAACAGCUACCACAUCCGCCAUGCUUACCGUGGAAGAAUGUGAAGAGCAGUACGGUUUCAAAACAUAUCAAAGACCCAGAGUGGUUAAAACUAGUCAGAAGCCUUUUGAAGAUUUCUAUGACAUUGGUGACGAGCUUGGAAGGGGAACCCAGGGUAUUACGUAUCACGUGGUGGACCGCCGCGACGGUCGCAGUUUGGCGGCCAAGGUGAUGCACGGGCCGGAGCACAUGCUGGACGUCAUGAGGUCGGAGUUGGACAUCAUGGGAGAGCUCUGCCAUCCGCGUCUUCUGAGGCUUCAAGAUGCCCACGAAACCAAAUCCUCACUCACCCUCACAGCGGAUCUAUGUGGAGGCGGAGAGCUGUUGCCCAACAUCCUGCACCGAGGCACGCUGACGGAAAGUUUAGUGGCGCAUUACGUGAAGCAGAUUCUGGAAGGUCUCAAACAUAUGCACCAGAAGAACAUAGCUCACCUGGGAUUAACGAUUGGAGACGUCCUGCUUACUCGUGUCAACGGCGACAACGUGAAAGUCGGAGACUUCGGCCUGGCUGCCCGACUUUACCCGGGCAGAGAAUUGGUGCAAGAGUACGGUCAUCCGGAGUUCGUGGCGCCUGAAGUCGCCAACAAACAACCCGUCUCGCUGGCCGCCGAUUUAUGGAGCGUUGGUAUCAUUAGCUAUAUCUUGUUAGUCGGGGAGUCUCCGUUCCUGCGAGAAAAUGACCGGGAGACGCUGAAGGCCGUGCAGCAAGGGAAAGCAGACUUCUUCCACGGAGGGUUCGCCGUGCUGUCGGACGAGGCCAGAGAUUUCGUCACCAAACUCCUACAACCGGAUCCCAGUCAACGAUUAGAUGUAGAUGCAGCAUUGAAACACAAGUGGUUACAGUUGGAUGAUAUACCAGAUAAAUGUGAUGAGUUGGAAAAUAUUGAUAGGCUAAAGGAAUAUUAUCGCAAGUGGAAGGCAUGGUACGCAAAUGCGCAGUGCAGAUGGUUCUACAGAAGACGCACCCUCGAAUCCUGCUUCACGCACCCGUCGAGGAUGAUCUACCCCCCGGAUGAAGUGUACACACCUCCCCUGACUCCGGACAGAGAGGUCGAGGGCCGGAGCCACUUCAAACCGGCCGCCUUCGACGACCUCACCUACAGGCAGAAAAUUGAGCGAGAGGUCAUUGAUCCAAGAUCGGAAAGCCACUACCAAAGCGGGCCGGAUACAUUCCUCCUUCCACUGCGUGAUCCAGACUUCCCAGUUCGCGUCCGGCGUUACCUGAAGGUGGCCGUCCGCGAGCGCCGUAAGUUCGUAGACGUGAUGGACGAGGAGAUCUGGGACGAGAAGCGAGGCGUGGGCGGGGCCAGCCCCCACCUGAGGAUCAGGCACGAGGUGGGCACACCGGGCUCUGAGUACGAGCACCACGAGCGGGAGCAGGCGAUCAUCAAGAGGAGGAGGCCGGGCACACUCAAAGGUUGGGCUCCGUUCUUCCGUGAGAAGAUCCGUCACUGCGCCGUGCGGGAAGGAGAAGAUGCCGUGUUCCGAUGUCGAGUGACCGCCCAACCCUCUGCGCAGGUGUCCUGGUUCCGAAAUGACGGAAUCCUGGUGGAAAGCUCGCGAAUACUGAUGGGCCAGUACUCCGACGGUCUCUGCACCUUGACCUUGAGACCGGCGAAAGCAUAUGACGUAGGCGUCUACAAGUGCGUGGCGCGUAACAGCCACGGAAUCACAACAUGCCGGGCCAGGCUUCACCUAGGAACUGCCCCCAACAAACCGGAUCCACCCCAUGCAGAUUGUUGCUCCGACACAGAGGUGCUCCUUCGAUGGAACAUGUCGAGGGACGAUGCCUUUGUCAUACCCACCUUAGGAUAUUCCAUUGAACAGAAACAGGAGGGCACGGAAGAGUGGACAAAGAUGUCUGGCGUUUUCCCGACUCACGAGUUUUACCUUGUUCGGGGCUUGAGUCCAGCCACAUCCUACCGAUUCAGGAUCCGAUCCAGGAACAAAUUUGGCUGGAGUGAUCUCAGUUCCCCUUCAGAACCCGUACUCACCCUAGCAGAAGCAUCUCCGAAAAUCGAGCUGUGCAGAGGCGAUCAGUUCCAUCAGGAGCAAGCAGAAAGUGGCAUAGACCCUGCCCUGAGCGAAGGGGAGGAGGAAGGACAAGAGCUGGAUUACCUCAGAGAGGAGGAACCCAUUAAGCUAGAGAAAAAGGAACCCACCGAAGUCUGCAACUACAUCUCAGAAAUUGCCAGGGGUCGUUUCUCGCUCGUGAUGAAGGUGUGGCACAAGGAAAAGAACACAGCGCUCGUGGCCAAAGCGAUCUCCCUGCAGAAGGACAAGGAUGCGGCUUGGCGGGAACUGAGCGCUCACUGCUCCCUGGUGCACGAGCACCUGCCACUGCUUCACGCCGCCCUGGAAGGCAGUGGAUCCAUGCUCUUCCUCAUCAUGGAGAAGUUGGAUGCCGUAGAUGUGCUGCGAGCUCUCUCUUCCAGAGCUCUCUACAGCGAAGAGGCGGUUUCGAGGAUCAUCAUACAGGUGCUGGACGCCAUUGAGUAUCUGCAUUUCCGUAAUUUGUGUUACCUAGAGCUACAGCCUGACAACGUCCUGCUCCUCAGGCCUUACUUCACCCGAGUGAAGCUGGUAGACUUCGGAAGCGUCCGAGAAGAAGAAUCCACCUUUCCUAAAGAACAAUCGCCUGCGUCGUGCCCAGAGUAUUUAGCUCCAGAAAUACUAAAAGGCGAAGACGUCAUCCAUACGCCAGCAGACAUUUGGAGUGUAGGCGUUCUUACGUACAUAUUACUUAGUGGUGUCUCACCAUUUGCCGGAGAGACUCCACAAGAGACGAAAGACAACGUGCAGUGGGUGCGGUACCAUUUCGACCACCUGCAUCGCGAGGCCAGCCCUGAAGCCACCCACUUCCUGAUGCAGCUCUUCAAGAGGACUCCACAGAAACGCCCGACGGCUUCCGAGUGCCUGGAGAACAAGUGGCUCCUCCCCGCGGAGUCCCUGAUCCGAAAGCGGGAAAAGACGCUGUUCCCAUCCCAUGCACUGAGAGAGUUCUCAGAGAAGUUCCAUUCCCAGAAGGCCGCCCAUACGCCCCAGCAUCUGCUCAACAUGUAUGGGAAGAAGGAAGAAGAGACGUCCUAGGAGGCAAUUUGAACAUAACAGCUGCACCUUGUUCCUGAAAACGGCGCCAAUGACUUCCUGAUCUGCUUAUCGAAUCACCGUUCUCGAAGACGCCUCAUAGCUCAUCAUUGGAUUCAAUCUGUGGAUUAAUUUGUUCUGUGAAAGAGUGCUAUAAGGGAUGGACUCGUGAACUGUUUCGCUUCGUACUAAAUUGUGCUUGCUCAACUUUGCUCAUUAUCUAGUCUAAUAAAUUGAAUGUUGU
Molecule: messenger RNA, 5392 nt
Organism: Uloborus diversus
Lineage: Eukaryota; Metazoa; Arthropoda; Arachnida; Araneae; Uloboridae
Product: obscurin-like
Exons: 34
Coding region: 31-5151 (1706 amino acids)
Biological process (GO): protein phosphorylation
Molecular function (GO): ATP binding; protein binding; protein kinase activity
Source: RefSeq, a predicted model, not a curated record